UGAAAUACAUGAUUUCUGUUAGGUGGCAGAUUUUUUUUUUUCACUCUGUAACUCGAUUUUCUUCAUAGUAGAGAUAUCUUCCUUGGUUGAAAGAACAAAAGAAUCAAGAGAAAAUGGAGCAGGAACCAGUUAAUGUGAGUGAGUUUCAAAAAUUGGCUAAGCAAAUUCUUCCAAAGAUGUACUAUGACUUCAUUACUGGUGGAGCAGAUGACGAGUACACACUGCGGGAGAACAUUGAAGCAUUUCGUAGAAUUACAUUUCGGCCAAGGGUUCUUGUUGAUGUGAGCAGAAUAAACCUCUCAACUACAAUACUCGGUCAUAAAAUAUCAGUGCCAAUCAUGCUUGCUCCCACGGCAAGGCAUAAAAUAGCUCACCCUGAAGGAGAGGUUGCAACAGCAAGAGCUGCAGCAGCAUGUAACACUAUUAUGGUAUUAUCCUUCACAUCGAAUUGCACAUUGGAGGAGGUCGCUUCAAGCUGUGAUGCUGUUCGGUUCUUUCAAUUAUAUGUAUUAAAAAGACGGGACGUUUCAGCUCAUCUUGUGCAGAGAGCUGAAAGUAAUGGGUACAAGGCUAUUGUUCUAACAGCUGACAGACCACGGCUUGGUCAAAGGGAGGCAGAUAUAAAAAAUAGACUGCUUUUACCCAAGGUGAAGAUUUAUGAAGGACUGAUAUCAACCAAAUCUCAUUCUGGAAAAGGUUCUGAUCUUGAAUCUAUAGCUUCUGGAAUUAUGGAUGCUUCUUUUACUUGGAAGGUAUUAACUAUCAUCCAAUGUAUCGUUUGA
Messenger RNA from Nelumbo nucifera (sacred lotus), 782 nucleotides. The record is from RefSeq and is a predicted model, not a curated record. NCBI's taxonomy places the organism in Eukaryota, Viridiplantae, Streptophyta, Magnoliopsida, Proteales, Nelumbonaceae.